Ceratina calcarata is the source of this 2116-nucleotide messenger RNA. RefSeq names its product TELO2-interacting protein 2. Lineage: Eukaryota; Metazoa; Arthropoda; Insecta; Hymenoptera; Apidae. The record is from RefSeq and is a predicted model, not a curated record. The coding region runs from base 685 to 1989 and encodes 434 amino acids. Gene Ontology annotation, cellular component: TTT Hsp90 cochaperone complex; cytosol; nucleus. The transcript is spliced from 5 exons.
CCUUAGCAAAUGCGUUGAAAUGACACGACGCUCGAUAUGAGCGAGUAAUCAUCACCGAAAUAUUAUUGUACGGGCAUUAUUUUGUAAUUUACCAUGUGUUUUUGAUUUUGGCGAAAGUCGAAUCGCGCACAUGAUACUUGCAUAAACGUCAGGCAGGGAUAUAUUAAAACGAUACGAAAGGGAAGGAAAACUAACUCGACGAGGGGACGAGCUGUUGGAAAAAGGGAAAGAUGACAGGUACAUCGAGACCUCGUAUCGAUUACACCACCGAGACAUUGAAGAUUACAAAAUACAGCAAUUACGUUGUAAAUUCACAAAGGCAACUGAGCAAAAAAGGUAUACGUUACAAUUGUAGCACGAACUAUUAAUAUUACAAAUCAAAAGAUCCUUGUCGAAUCGACACAUGGUCGGUAUGCACGAUAACGAAAGUGUUGGAGCAGCUAUUCCCUCGUGGCAGAAUGUGUUCGGAACAUCGUAAACGAGGAUCGUGAAAAAGCCAAUAACUGUAUAUUUCAUUGAUUAAGGGCAUUAGGCUCGAUUUGAAGUGCUAUUGUUCACAACAAUUUAGUGAACGAAACGUUCUGUGCAUUCAUGCCAAGCUAACGAAUCGACACAAUAGAGUUGAUUUUCGAGCAGGCGAUCGUUAAUUUUUUGUGGUACUUGACUUGGUGAAAUACAUUGAAAAUGAAUGAUCUUUUGAAAGAAUUGGAAGCUCUAAAAAUUACGGGCGAUUUCACCGUCGAAGGUCUAUGGACUACGUGCAUUGAUCUUAUUGAGAAGACUUACGUUCCUGAAAACUUAAUCGGCCAUGCCCGACCAUGCCAAGAAGAAGAUUUCGUAGAAUACCGAGUAUUCGUAGACAGAAAUUUGCGAAAUAUCCGUUCUAUGCUGCAACAUAUCGUUCGCACUCGCAAUGAACAACAUGUGCAAAUAUAUUUUAAUGCACCAACAGUAACAACUUUUGCUAUCAAACUGUUGCUGCUCAUCGGUGAACAACAUGAAAAGAAUGUUUGGAACACUAUCGAAUCAGUGUUUAUUUCGAAGGAAUUGACGAAUGGAUUCUUAGAGUUAUAUGGAUAUCAAAGUGUUGCACAGUUCUUAACAGAGCAAGAUAAUCUUAAUACACUACUGUUGGAGUUAAGACCUAAGUUAUUAAAAGACACUUGGAAGGCUUUUCCCGCAGCCUUAGCAUGUUAUAAGUGGAUUUUAUAUCAAGUUGAGAAACCAGCUUUGUACACCCAUAUAGAAAAUGUGCUUCCAACAGCUUUAAUAGUAAUUGACGAUUUUGUGCCAGAAAAUGUUGUUAUAGGUCUCGAAUGUUUACAUCAAAUUAUCCAACAUUCUCAUUUGAAAAAGGGAUUGGUUGAUAGUGGAUAUGCCAAUGCAAUUUUUCAUACUUUAGAGCGUUUAACUCAUAAGAGAGAAGCUAGAUACGUGAUUUUGGUAUAUUUAUGCAUAACAAGUUUACUAGCUACAAUAGAGCAUUGGGACAAAUUUUUAAAUGUAUUUGAAUGGACAUUGAGAGACAACAUCCUGGCUGUACUACUGGAUAAUAUAGAGUUUGAACAAUGUGUAGAAUUAAGGCGUGUCUACAUGAUGAGCUUGCGCCAACUUUUAACUAACAAUGGUUGUGCCAAAUGGUGUAAGAGGCUAACGAGAAUACUUUCUGAAUAUUGCGAACAUCAUACAGACCUCAAGACAUUGAAAGCAACAUUGGAGACUGCGAAAACCUUCGUUGUGAUGUUUCACCUUCGCGCGGCUGCUCACUGCGCACCUUUGUACACAGCAUUUUUAAAACUGCAUCAUGAUUUAACAAAAACUCCGGUACUUGACAAAGAAAUAAUGCAAAAUUUAGAGGACUGUAUUUGUUUGUUGUAUAAAUUAUCUCCGAAUGUUGGGUGUGUAGUUAUGAACGAUGAUAGAAUACAGUCAUUGAUUAAAAAUAGCCUACCAGUAGUAUGCUUAGGUGAUACCAAAUAUUUUCAAUAAAUAAAAUGUGUAAACUUAUCGUAAACUGUAUCUAAUAAAUCAUUAUUUAAGAAGAAAAUUAUUUUUUGUAGCUUCGUAGAAUGUAGCAUGACGAAAUAUAAUAAUAAGUACUUAGUUCUCAUUUUUG